AUGCAGGAGGAAUACAUCAAGAGCUCAAGUGCAACCCUUCCCUCCGACAUUCGCUCGUGCAGAAAACUGUCACCCAGCAAGGAGGGCUUCAGCGACCACUCCAGCCAGUUGCAUGGUGAGAUGGCUCGGAACUUGCAGAAGAGCAUCAAGCACCGCACCCUCUACCUCUUAGAGCAGCUGAAAGUGGAGAAGGCCAGCCGGGACCAGAACACUGUGAGCUACCUCAAGCUGGUGUCCAAAGCCGACCAGAGCCAGGCCCUGCACAUCCGCCAGGCCUUCGAGAAGGUGAACCAGCGGGCCUCUGCCACCAUCGCCCAGAUAGAGCGAAGGCUCCAUCAGUGUCGCCAGCAGCUGCAGGAGCUGGAGAAGGGCUGCGAGCCCAAGGGCUCAGUGGCAAAGGAGGAGAGCAGCUCGGACAAUGGCUGGCAGCCCUGGGAGAAGGCCCCGUUUUUAGAGGCUCCCAAGCCAGGUGGGAAAGACGGUUUAGCCACCAACCUGUCUGGCAGGCCCUUCCCACUGGACCGUCAAUUGUGGGCCUCACAGCAGGCGACGUCAUCAGAGUCGCAGGCAAACUUGCUAUUGCAGAAGGUGAAGGAAGAGCUCAAAGAAGCUCAGAAAGCCCACCUUGGCCUCCAGGUGUCCUUUCAGGGCCUAAAGGAGAUGUAUCUCACAGACCUGCAGCUGUCGCUGGAGUGCCUUCAGGAGGAGAAAUGCAGACUAACGGUGAUGGCAGAACUGAUGAAUGAGCACCUGCAGCGGCACCUGGAUGAAAUUUACUGUCUCAAACAGAAUCUGGCCUACGCUGAAGAGAAGAUGGCCUAUCUUUCCUAUGAGAAAGCCAAGGAAAUAUGGAACGUCAUGGAGACUUUUAAGAGUCGUAUAGCCAAGCUGGAAACUCUACAGCAAGUGACUCAACCAAAUAUGACAGAGAACCUCAGGAACUGUCCCCAGAAGCUUGUGUUCCAAUUUCUGAACCUGCUCCUCACGCUGGCCACCAUCUUCCUGGUCUUCAUCUCUACUGUGUGCACCUUUCCCUUGACACAGUUGAAUUCGCGCCUGCGCAUGUGCAGCGUGAUGGUGUUGAUCGGCAUUGGGGCCCUGGCCUGGCAGAAUUGGCAUGCCAUUUCUGCCAUGGACUGGCAGGCCUGGGUUGCCUCCAGAUGGAGACUGUAUUCCAAGGACGCCAAACCUCUACCAGGCGGGCCUUAACGGGCCUGUGUGGGCCCCCAGCUC
Messenger RNA from Myotis davidii, 1233 nucleotides. It is a transcript of the gene TEX28, whose product is annotated as testis expressed 28. Lineage: Eukaryota; Metazoa; Chordata; Mammalia; Chiroptera; Vespertilionidae. The record is from RefSeq and is a predicted model, not a curated record. Gene Ontology annotation, cellular component: endomembrane system.